AUGGCAUCACCACCACAAACCACAAGGCUUGCCCACGUCUUCCGGGACGGCGCCGACGGGCCCUGUCUGUUCGUCCGCGCCCUGGACAACGGGCGGGACUGCCAGGCCCAGCUCGUCUACCACAUCCAGACGGGCGAGCAUCGGGUGCGGAAGGUUCUGGCCCCCCGUGUUCCCGCCUCAGAGCCGCCGACAGCACGGGAAAGGCGCUUUGACGCGGACGUGAACACGGCAAGGACGCUGUUCGCCGCCGCGGCCGGGCGGACCAAGCUCCGGAUCCCCGAAGUCCUGUCGGACCGGAAGACGGUCUCUCCAGACGGCAACAAGUCCACGUGCGUGUCGUACUGGCGGCUCUGCAACGGCGGCAGCAUAGGGGCGCUCCUCAACGCGUGCAAGCGGCACGGCGCCAGCCUGCCGCGCGUCGUGGUCUUCCGCCUGCUCCGCCAUGUGCUCGAAACGCUCGAGCUCAUGUACCAGCAGUGCGAGCGCGGGCCCGUCUUCCACCUCGACCUCAGCGACGAGAACCUGCUGCUGGACUUCAACGGGGCCGAGGACAUGCCCGAGCUGUACGUCAUCGACCUCGGCCGGGCUGGCAGGUUCCCGCUCCCACGGCGGGACAGGUCUUGGGAUGUUGUUGAUGUGCUGUACCUGGCCGAGUGCCUCGUCUCGCAGACCAGCGGCGCUCAGCUACCCGGCCAGUACCAGCGAGAGCGCAACUGGCGCGGCUACUUGAGCGACGAGGACUACGCUGACGCGGAAGCAUUUUGCGAGAUAUACCAGGCGCUGCUGGGCCUGGGAGAGCGGUUCGAGGCCAACGCGACGGCGGCGAGCCACCGCGAUGAUGAUGCCCACCCCGAGCUGCGACACGGCGACGUGCCGAGUCUGCAGCCCGUCAUCGACACGCUGCAAGCCAGAAUCAGCAAGGGCUUGUCGGAUAUGUGGCUGAAGCGGUGGCAGCCGGGCACGGACGAGGCGCGCUUUUUCGACUUUCUCGCCGUGUACCGCCAGCGGACGCGGCUCCAGUCGGCCAGCGACAUGAGCCCGACGCUGUACGACACGCAGGCUGGUAUCCUCGGCGCCGCUAACGUGCACGGCCCGUGGUUUGUCGGCAGGGUGGACGAGCUCACCUUUGAGCUCCAGGGCGGCCCGCUCAGAAGCCCGUACCACCGGCCGAACAAGUUCAACUCGGGCUCGGAGACGGAGGGCCAGUUGGACCUGGUCUCUGACGGGGGCUCGGACGAGGAGGAGUGCAAUGACAACAACCUUUACAGCGCAGAAGAGAGAGACAUGUUACACGACGCUGGCUCUUCCUUCUUCGGCAAUUAA
Molecule: messenger RNA, 1323 nt
Organism: Lasiosphaeria miniovina
Lineage: Eukaryota; Fungi; Ascomycota; Sordariomycetes; Sordariales; Lasiosphaeriaceae
Exons: 1
Coding region: 1-1323 (440 amino acids)
Biological process (GO): protein phosphorylation
Molecular function (GO): protein kinase activity; ATP binding
Source: RefSeq, a predicted model, not a curated record